This is a messenger RNA of Zingiber officinale, 6662 nucleotides long. Its product is annotated as myosin heavy chain, cardiac muscle isoform-like. The record is from RefSeq and is a predicted model, not a curated record. The transcript is spliced from 11 exons. The coding region runs from base 492 to 6458 and encodes 1988 amino acids. Lineage: Eukaryota; Viridiplantae; Streptophyta; Magnoliopsida; Zingiberales; Zingiberaceae.
CGCUCUCUCUCUCACACACUGGGAUUCGGUGAGCUCGAUCGAGCCCUAAUCGAUCGAGCUGCAUAACUGCAUUGCGAUCCCACGGAAUUCCCCAAUCGCCCAUUUCCGGAAGCAUCAUUGCGCCAUCGGCCUCGGAGUAUCUUCACCGACAGUCUCCUCUGCCCUCGCUUGCUCGCCAAGCACCAGAUCCAGAGUUAGGUGCAGGCGUCUUGCUCUUUGUUCCCUUUCUGUCUGUCCCUGCGUACGCGCGUAUUCUUCCAUUUCCUUGCUCUGUUUAUGCCUGUGUUUUCUCGAAGCUUAGGUUUAUGUUGGACAAAUCUGAAGCAGCUGGGUCUGUUCCAGGAAAAAGGUUGGGUUUUGACCUGUUGAUAGACUUCUUUACCUCUUUGGGGGAUGCAGUUCAUGGUCUCAGAAGCAUUAAUUCAAAUGGGAAAUUUACUAGAAGAAGAAAGGUAAUUUUUUUCACCUGAUAUUUAGCUGAUUCAGGAACAAUGUCAAGGAUUCCUAAGUGGAAGAUUGAAAAGACAAAAGUGAAAGUUGUCUUCCGCCUACAGUUUGAUGCAACACAAAUUCCACAACAAGGGUGGGAUAAGUUGGUCAUAUCUUUUAUCCCCAUCGACACAGGCAAAGCAACCGCUAAAACAAAUAAAGUUAGUGUCAGAAAUGGGAUCUGCAAGUGGCCAGAUCCAAUCUAUGAAACUACAAGACUUCUCCAGCAUGCAAAGACAAAAACUUAUGAUGAGAAGCUGUACAAGCUUCUGGUCACUAUGGGGUCUUCCAGGUCAAGUUUCCUUGGAGAAGUUAAUAUCAAUCUAGCAGAAUUUGCAGAUGCACUGAAACCUUCAUCUGUUUCAUUGCCUCUUACUAAUUGUGAUUUUGGAACAAUUUUACAUAUCACGGUUCAACUUCUUACGUCCAAAACUGGCUUCAGAGAAUUUGAGCAGCAAAGGGAGCUGAGUGUGAGGGGGAUUCAGAUGGCAUCUGGCAAUAAAAAUUAUCCUGUUGACACUGAAGCUGCAUCGUCAGAGAUAAUUAAUGAAGUAGCAGAAAAGGUUAAUCUGACAGUUAGGAUUAAACAGGAUAGCAUGAGAUUCCCUUCACUUGAGCAAGUGGGAGAAUCAAAUGAAGAGUACGAAGAUUCACCUGGUAAGAUGGACGGUUCAUCUUUCACAUCGGAAAGUUUAAAUGCUGAAAAGAAUGAUCUUCAAGGCACGCAUGAAGUAGAUAACUUCAGUAUCACUUCUGCUGAUUUACCUGGGAAUGAGGCCAGUGUCAGUCAGCUUUCUACACAGGAGAGGAAGGAUUGGACACAUGGAUGGAGUUCAAACUAUUCUGUUGAUAAUGAUCUAACUACAACUUAUGGAGAGAACAAUAGAUUCAAAGUGAGAUUGGAGGUUGCAGAGUCAGCAUUUUUACAGCUUAAGUUGGAAGCAAGGUCGUUGCAGCGAAUUACAGAUGAAUUAGGUGCAGAAACAAAAAACUUAUCUGAACAAAUUUUACUUGAGCUAGCUUCAGGAGAGCAAUUGAGUCGGGAAGUGUCCUUGUUAAAAUCAGAGUGUGCUCAGUUCAGAGAUGAUCUUGAAGUCUUACAAUCUUCCAAAGCUAUGCUCCAAAAUCUUGACAGGAGAGCUGGUAGUCCCUUUUUGUCUAACAAGAACUGUGAAGAUGAUUUAGUUGAUGGUAAGCCUCAGGGUGACUUUACUGCUUCAGAAAUUCACUACAUGUACCAUGAUUUGCGGGUCAAAUGGCUCGAGAGUCUACUUCUUAUUGAGGCAAAGGUCCGGGAAAUCCAAAAUAAGACUCGUUUAGGGUAUCGUGGAAAUGAUGUUGAUUUACUGGGUUCUGAUUUCAACCUUCUUGGAUGUUUCAUUAGCGACCUCAAAGAAGAUAUUAUCCAAGUAAAGGGUCUCAAGAGAUCUUAUGAAAAUAACACAUAUCUAUGUGGUGCAGUUCAUUGCCUGGAUUCUCGUAUUGCAUAUCAUAAAUAUGACUCACUUGUGAAAGAUUUUGAAACACCAAGUUUGAGAGGGGUUGAUAGAUUUGACCUUUUAACAAAACUAGAGGAUUCAACAGUCGAAAAAGAAAAUCUUAUCAAAAAGUUGGAUCAGAUGCAGUGCUACUAUGAAUCAUUAAUGUUAGAAUCGGAGGAAAGCCAGAAGCAGACAGUCAAGGAACUGGAAAGUCUCAAAAAUGAACACUCCUCCUGUCUGUACUCAACUUCUUUUCUUCAAAACCAGAUUGAAAAAUUGCACCAAGAGAUGAAUGAACAGUUUAUGGCUUUUUCUGAAGAUAGGAACAGCUUAGAAUCUCAAAAUAAAGAACUUGAGAGAAGGGCUGUUGCUUCAGAAACUGCAUUAAAUAGGGUUCGCUGGAACUAUUCUAUAGCAGUUGAGCGCUUGCAGAAGGACCUUCAAUUACUAUCUUUCCAAGUGUUGUCUAUGCAUGAGACAAAUGAAAACCUUGCAAAGCAAACUUUUCCUGAUGAUGAUAAGCACUCUGACGAUGAAGGGUCAGAUGAGGCAAGGAUAUAUAACAUCAAGGAUGGCAUUUUGACUAGAAUCAACCAGGAAAACUAUCAGUUGAACAUUUCAGGAGUUCAGACAAACAAUGAACUUCGUGAAAUCAAUCACAAAAAUUCUCCACCUAAUGGGAUAUCCACAUCUGUUUCCUGUGAAUAUAGUGGACUGCCCCUCAUGCAGCGGCAAAGUAAGGAAGAUGUACAUGUAGAUGGAUUUGGUUUAUAUAAAACUAGACAGCAUGCUCCUAAUUUUACUCAGGUAAACAACAACCUUGCAGCUGAUGUAUCCGCUGAGACACAUGUAGAUGAAUUCCCUUCUAGAUUGUCAGUGGGUGAUGCUAUGCUUGGCAUUCACAGGAAGAGUCUAUACACUGAAGUAGACAGAGAACACAUGAAAUCACUUCAGAGGUUCGAAGUGCUUCUUGCUGAUACUGAAGCUGAAGUUUUGGAAAUGUAUUUGCUAAAUGUGAAUUUAAAAAUUUUCUCAGAUGUUUUACUUGGGGCAUUGCAUGAUGUAAAUGGAGGUGUCGAGCAAAUGAAAGAAAAAGAGUUUGAACUUGCACAAGAUCUACAACACACAACAGAGAUGAAGGAUAGUUAUGCGCUUAAGAUGCAUAAAGCAGUUGAGUAUUCAAGAAUAUUGAUGGAUGAUAAAGCCAAAUGUGUCUCCAGAUGUGAUGAUCUGUCACUGAAGAACCAGAUUCUGGAAGCAAAACUCCAAGAUGUCUCUUAUGAAAGUACUAUUCUUAGUGAAAAAGUUGCAGAAUAUGAGAAGAUGUUUGUGGAAUUUAAAGCUUAUGAAAAAAUGUACAACACAUGUAUCGAAGAAAGGGAUAAGUUCAAAAAUCUGUUGAACAACGAAAUUCAACAGAAAAAAUGUCUUGAAACUGAAAUGAGAUCAAUGAAUUCAGAUUUCAAAUUACGGAAGGAAGAAUUUGACAAGGAGUCUUCUGAAAAUGACAAAAUGCAAACUUGUCUUGAAAAUAUUCUAGAACAGUUAGGGAAUUUAUAUGCUUGUAUGAUGUCUUGCAAUGAGCAAAUAAAUUGUUCUGUUCUGGAUGGAAUCUCUGUAUCACAUCAAUUGGAAUCUGGAAACUAUUUGUCAGUUUUUACAAGUCUGGAAGGAGCAACAAAGAAGGUACUUGAGUUACAUAAGGAGAAUAUAAAUUUAAAGGAAGAGAGAGAAUUUUUUCAGAGCUCUCAGAACAACACAGAACUAAAAUAUGAUAAUAUGAAGCAGCAAUUUGAAUCUGAUAUAAAUGUGGUAACUGAAAAGCUAUUAAUGUCUAAUUUUCUGGUUGAAAAGCUUCAAGUGGAGCUACAGAAUGCCUUUGAGAAGCUUAAGAUCAGUUCAGAUGCUGAAGAGAGAACUGAAUUGAGAAAUAAAGACUUGUCAUCGAAAUUGACAACCUUAGAAAUGAAACUGCAGCAAGCUAUUGAAGAGAACAGGGAUCUAGUUAACCAGCUAAUUCUACUAGCAAGUAUUAAGGAGGAUCUUGAAAAAACUCAGAUCAGUCUUACUCAUUGUAUGGAAGAGAAGAGGACUUUGUUGAUGUCUAUACAGUCGAUGAAUGAGGUCUCUACCCAAAUGGAAAAUGAGAUUUUCAGUUUGAAAGAAAAUCUGGAACUCAUUCAGAGAGAGAUGCAGACAGAGAAAAGAAUAAGGGAGGAACUUGAUAAUGCAGUUAAAAACUUUUCAGCUCAGUUGGAGGAAAAAGAACGUGAGUUGUUAUCUUUAUAUGAAGGAAAAACUGAAGCAAGGUAUCUGCAAGAUAUGAUUUUAGAUUUAGAAAGAACAAGCAUUGGAUAUAAGCAUCAACUAAUGAAGAGUGAAGAAAACCAAAGAAGUUUAGAGAGUGAGAACUCAUCCUUAAAAGUCCAAGUUAUGGAGUUGAGCAAUCAAUUGGCAGAACUCCUUGAUACUUCACUAGCUUCUGAAAUUAAAGUUACAUUUAUCAGAAGUCAUUCCUGUGACAGGAUGCAGGAUUUCUUUGCACAACUUAAGACAGUAGAAAGAAAACUUGAGAAGAUGACCUUAAAAAAUGAAGAUCUUAUUGCUUCUCUUGAAAUACUUGUUGAAAAAGAGUCACAGUUAAUAGACGAAAAUGCAAAGUUAUCGAUUGUUCUUCAGUCACUACAAUCUGAUUAUGAUAUUAUUACACAGGAGAAAGAGAGCCUUAUUAGUUUCAUAAACAAAAACAAUACAGAAUUUGAAGAUAUGAAAGCUAGAGCUGCAACUUUGGAAGUUGACAGUGAUUGCCAAAAGAAGAAAUAUGAAGAUGAGAUUUGUCAGCUGAAAAACAUUGUAAUCUGUUAUGAGGAAGAAGUGUGCAACUUAAGGUCAUCUAGGGAUGCAUUAGAAGUUACAAAUAUGGUACUGAAAUCUAAACUAGAUGAACAACAUAGAAAAAUAUCAUCACUUGAGGAAAGUGAGUAUCAGUUGAGAGCCUUACAGGAGGACCACAAUGAACUUAGUUGUAAACUCUCAGAGAUGAUACUGAAAGCAGAAGAAUAUAAGAACCUGUCCAACCAUCUAAGGGAACUCAAAGAUAAAGCAGAGGCAGAGUGUCUUCAGGCUCGAGAAAAAAAGAACCAGAGAUCAUCGCAUGAGUCGCUGAGAAUUGCUCUUGUUAAGGAACAAUAUAAGUCCCAGAUCCAGGAGCUGAAAAAUCAGUUGUUUGUCUCCAAGAAGUAUGCAGAAGAAAUGCUAUUGAGAUUGCAAAAUGCUCUUGAUGAAGUUGAGAGCAGAAAGAAAACCGAGGUUUCCCUAGUGAAAAAAAUUGAAGAAUUGUCAGAGCAAAUCUCAAAUUUGGAGUGUGAGCUAGAUACAAGUCUGACUGAUAGAAAAGAAUUAGCCAAAGCUUUUGAUAGAAUAACCGAUGAACUGGAGUGCACGGUUCUGAACCUUAAGUGUUGCAAGGAAGAGAGCCUAAAGCUUGAAAAAUCCUUGAAUAAAUGCAAUGAAGAAAAGCUAAAGCUUGAAGAUUCCUUGAAAGAGUGCAACGAAGAAAGAACAAAUGCUAGAGUUGAGCUUGACUUGGUAAAGAGGUUGUUCGAGAAUUUGGCCUUAGAUGGAUCUGUUAAUCAUGAAGGAAAAAUCAAUUCUGAUUUCCCUGCCAUAACAUCAAUUGAGCAAAUUAUGCAAGAUGGUAGCUUUGAAUUCUCAUCAGUCUUCCAAGAAUUGCUAAAUUACACAGAUACUAAUUUGGAAAUGGAUGCUUCAAUUGUGAAUUUUGCAAAUUUUUCAAAAUAUGCGGACAUUGAAGUUGUGCUGCCAACUGUUGAUGAGAGGUCACCCUCAUAUCUCCCUCUGAAUUCAACAGCUUCUAAGGAAAGUGAAGGUGCACUUGACCAGGAAGCCAAAUUUGCAGAUAAUAUAAUAGAUAUAGCUGACAUUGAGGAGCACUUCAAAGAGCAGCAGAAAUUGAUGUCUGGCAUAGGCAUGCUACAAAAGGAGUUGGAAAAGUUAAGAAAUGAAAAUUUGUCGUCACUAAUUCCUUUAGAAGAUCAUCAAUUUUUGCCAUCCCGACAGAUUUUAGAGAGAGAUUUGUUACAACUUGACAUGGCAAAUGAGCAGCUGGGAAACAUUUAUCCUUUAUUCAAGGAACUUCCGGAAAGUGGCAAAGCAUUGGAAAGAGUACUUGCCUUGGAACUUGAGUUUGCAGAAACAUUGCAAUCAAAAAAGAAAUUGGAUUUCCACUUACAAAGCUCAUUCCUGAAACAGCACAACAAUGAGGCAGCAGUGCUCCAGAGCUUCAGGGACAUCAACGAACUGAUAAAGGAGAUGCUGGAGUCGAAGACUCGAUACGCCACUGUCGAAACCGAGCUCAAAGAGAUGCACGGCCGAUUCUCUCAACUCAGUCUGCAGUUUGCAGAGGUCGAAGGCGAGAGGCAAAAACUGUCGAUGACACUCAAAAGUCGGGUACCUACAAGAUCAUAGCCCAUGGCAAAAACAGUAAUCGAUCAAGGCUAAGAGAGAUCUAUACAAGGUGUACACAAUCUUACUCAAAUCCUCAAAUAUAUAUCUUGAAAUCAAUUUUGUUUCCUUUUCUGUUGUUCUUCAAGAUUACAAAAACCUUGCUAACAAGUUAGAGUUCAUGCUUGAAACAUAUCAAACUCAGUACUUGAGCUCAGCUUCCUUAAA